AUGUUCCACUAUUUUCCGAGCAGAAAUCAACCAAACGAGAUUUGCUGUGGAGAACAUACAGACUAUGGUAUGCUGACCAUUCUCAUGCAAGAUGACGUCGGAGGGUUGGAGGUACGAAGUGACGAUGGUAAAUGGAUCCCAGCUCCGCCUAUCCCAGGAACGUUUGUCAUCAAUCUUGGAGAUAUGCUCGAAGUGUGGACGAAUGGUUCAUAUAAAGCCACAACGCAUCAAGUCAGGAAGUCAAAAAGUGGAAGAGAUCGUAUUUCUGUUGCUUAUUUCUUUAACCCGCGGUUAGAAUGCGUCGUCAGCCCUCUUGAGAUGAAGAAUCCACUAAUUCCAUUCAAAGAAAGGGAACUGAAUGGUAAUAUUGAAUUACCAGUAGUCUUUGGAGAAUUUUUAGAAGAAAAGUACCGAGGCACUUUUCCUGACCAUGAUUAUUGA
This is a messenger RNA of Paramuricea clavata, 441 nucleotides long. Lineage: Eukaryota; Metazoa; Cnidaria; Anthozoa; Malacalcyonacea; Plexauridae. The record is from the annotation of a GenBank genome assembly.